AUGUCGCCGGUAUCGGAAUCUCAUCCAGGCUUGUCAAAGACAGAGAAUGGAGUCUUUGAUGUCACGCCAAAAACUGAUUGGCAAAAGUCCGCGUUAGUCUCGUUACGCUCAGCGUCAAGGUAUCACAUACUGACACCAAGGUGCGUUGAGCGCAAUGCGCUUCAAUCGCCUCUACUGCGUCUACCCCGCGAACUGCGCGAUCUCAUAUGGACCUUUACCUUUACGGGGAUUGCAAAACCCGCUUGCAAGGUUUCCCGAUACUCUCCAUUCAGCGUCCUUACCGUAUGCCGACAAAUCUACACCGAAGCUAUCAGUGUGGCGGGACCAUUCCUUACCUGGUCUUUCGUCUGCCUGCGAGACUACGAAUCCUUCUUUUGGGACAUAAUAUAUAGUGAAGGACCAAAGCACAAGAUUCGCCUCGUACACUCCAUACAGAUUGGCGUCGAUCCUUCGGAUCUAUACAUGCUAGCCCAGAUAGUAGAUCCGGGGACUGACGAUGAUGUGGAUGACGAAACGGGUGAAUACCGUCCCACGCUCCGUGCUUUCGAGAAUCUAACGCAUGUGGAUUUACUAUUGUCCGCUACGGGGUUCUUUGCGGAUUCUGAUAACGAAGACGACGAGGAAGCUGAAGAGGUUGAGCCAACCCAGUAUGAGAGCGAAUAUAUCGAGGAAUCCAGAGUGAACUUCACCAAAACUAUGGAACGGAAGCUUCCUAGUGUGCGUGUAACGUACAAGGACUUCGAUGACAGCUCGGCAAUGAAAAGGUUCUGGACAACGCGAGAUCCCAAGGAGUUGAUACUGCGAACGUCCUCUGGUCGGUGA
Alternaria ethzedia is the source of this 822-nucleotide messenger RNA. RefSeq lists its product as uncharacterized. The transcript has a single exon. The record is from RefSeq and is a predicted model, not a curated record. Bases 1 to 822 code for a protein of 273 amino acids. NCBI's taxonomy places the organism in Eukaryota, Fungi, Ascomycota, Dothideomycetes, Pleosporales, Pleosporaceae.